Messenger RNA from Folsomia candida, 892 nucleotides. RefSeq lists its product as uncharacterized. The coding region runs from base 222 to 809 and encodes 195 amino acids. The record is from RefSeq and is a predicted model, not a curated record. The transcript is spliced from 2 exons. NCBI's taxonomy places the organism in Eukaryota, Metazoa, Arthropoda, Collembola, Entomobryomorpha, Isotomidae.
AACCGGUGAGGUCAUAUAUAGACACCACGUUUAGCGAUUUUGCUCUGAGUGUGUUCACCAUUCUGUGUGUUCAAGUUUUGGCGACGUUUUUAAUUGCUGUGCAGUUCGCGUUUGUUCCGGCCCUGAAGGAUUUCUUAUUCCAUCCGGAUUCGAAAUAUUUUGUUUACUCCGUGGCUGUAAUUUCGUUUGUCCUAGAUUUUGUUUGUGUCCUGUUACUUGAAAUGCAACCAGGAUGGAUGAAAGAAACGUCAAUGAUAAAUUAUAUGUUCUUGGGAUUCGUCACCAUAUUUACAGCAAUUUUGUUACCUGUCCUAACUUCGCUAAUUCCGUCUCAAUUUGUUAUGUAUUAUAUAACUGGGAUGACGCUGUCUGGUAUCGUUUUCAUCACCUUGUUUCCCGUUCAAUUGAGGACGGAAUUGACAUAUUUGACGGGAUUGUUCGCAGCCAUGGUGGGCGUGGGAAUUAUGGGGGUUGUGAUGUACUCCGUUGUACCAACUGAAAAUCUUGACGGACCAGAUUACUUAUGGCUUAUCAUUGUUGGAGGGGCUCUUACAAUUUUCUUUACAAUGUUUUGGAUCUGCCUGGUGAAAAAGAUGAUGAUGAUGAUGAGUGGGGGGCGACUUUCAAAAUCGCCGGAAGAAUUUAUAUUGGCAUCAAUGUAUCUUUAUGUCGGGUCUGCAUUUAUGUUCAUAAUUUUGCCAGCGUGUAUCUGGCUGAGAAGAAUCCAGGUCUGUUUUUCAUUAUUUGAGACACCGGCUGAAUCUAGAAAUUCAGGAACUGCCAGGAAUUCAAAUUCAGGAACUGUUUGAAAUUCACUACUGAUUGCAACGGAUAUAUAUUUAUGUAUUUAUAUCAUAUGCGAAUAAAUUUAUGGGAUUGAUUUAGUGUUGAA